Amphimedon queenslandica is the source of this 1109-nucleotide messenger RNA. RefSeq lists its product as uncharacterized. The transcript is spliced from 3 exons. Lineage: Eukaryota; Metazoa; Porifera; Demospongiae; Haplosclerida; Niphatidae. The record is from RefSeq and is a predicted model, not a curated record. The annotation marks the transcript as partial.
AGUUGAUAUAUGAGCGUAUGAUGAGCAUAAUUGGAUUCAUUUCAAAGCAUAAUUGGAUGGAAUUUGGGCUGCACCUAAAAGCAUACUAGGCCAAAAACUGAAGCCAUAAUUUACAUAGCCCUACUUCUGGCCCAAACUCAGUUGGGAUACGGUAUAGUUGAUAUCUUCUUUCUUACAAAUGUUAAGACCAGUUCUCUUGUGUAUUGUCCUACUCCACUGCUUUAACAUAUCUUCAGCUAAUGAUGAGGAAUCAUCCUCUUGUCAGGCAGCAGCUACUUUAUCUUGUGAGGAUAUUAAGAAUUAUUGGCCAGAGAGUUCAUCAGGAUAUUAUAAUAUAAUAGGCAAAGGAAAUGAAAGGAGAUACAUGUAUUGUGAUAUGAAGGAGCUGGAACUAGCUCAAGCAUGUGGUUCAGGAAAAGGAUGGACAAGACUAGCAUAUCUGGAUAUGUCUAAUGCUACACAGAACUGUCCUUCUGGGUUUGGACUGUACCAGUCAGGAGGAGUUAGAGCUUGCGGCAAACCAUCAUUAUUCAAUGGCUGUGUAUCAGUUCAGUUCCCAUCUAAUGGUAUCAGUUAUUCUCAGAUAUGUGGUAGAGUAACAGGAUAUGUGUUUGGUUCUAUAAAUGCUCUUUUUACUGAUGUUGUCACUGAUGCUGAAGGUGUUACUAUUUCUCGUGGACCUUCUCAACAACACGUAUGGACACUAAUUGCUGGUCAUAGUGAAUCAACUAACUCAUCAUAUUCAUGUCCAUGUAACACUGGUAGUUCAGUAUCCGUUCCAGAUUCUAUUGGAUAUGUGUUUGGUUCUAUAAAUGCUCUUUUUACUGAUGUUGUCACUAAUGCUGAAGGUGUUACUAUUUCUCAUGGACCUUCUCAACAACACGUAUGGACACUAAUUGCUGGUCAUAGUGAAUCAACUAACUCAUCAUAUUCAUGUCCAUGUAAUACUGGUAGUUCGGUAUCCGUUCCAGCUUCUAUUGGUAAUAACUACUUCUGUGAAUCAGGGAAUCCCUAUAGUAGUAACCCAUCACAGAUUCUCUAUACAUCUGAUCCACUCUGGGAUGGUCAAGGUUGUGGUGGUGCUGAAGGUCCUUGUUGUAAUGUUCCUG